GGAAACCCCGUGAUGACAAUUUGGUAACUCCAAUCAAACUUGGAAAUCCCAUAACGACACAGAGAGAAUGUGCAAACUCUACGCAGAUAACACUGUGGUGUGACCUACAGUGCCACCCACUAUUCUCCGCUCUUGGUGAUUGCUAAAGCAUUACUAAAGAAAGAAGAAGCCGAAAAUACCUCUGCAAUGUUGUUACAUUUGGAACCAGCAGAAGAGAAGAGUGUCGAUGUCAGGCUGGCAUCUACGGAGUCUACGAGAAUAGCAUGGCGGGAGCAACAUGAAGGACAUGAACUGCACUUGAGAGGAAAUCCUGUACCAUGUUGAAUUUUAAAGGUUUCAUACCUGCUGUGACUCCGAUACUCAUGAUACUUAACUGGAAUCUCUGCUAUUCCUGUAACCAGGCUGAGUAUGACAUAGGUGGGGAGUGCUGUCCUGUGUGUCCUCAAGGGGAUAGAGUUUACAAACACUGUACAGCACAGUCCAGCACUUCCUGUGUUCCAUGUGUUGGUUUGACUUUCACAGAUGAGCCAAAUGGUUUGACCAAAUGCAAACCAUGUACUGUCUGUGACCAGGGCCUUGGAUUGAAAACAGUGAGGGCCUGUACACACUAUUCAGAUACAGUGUGUGGGGUCCUGGAAGGGCACUAUUGUAUUAAUCCUUAUAAGGGAGGGUGCAGGGCAGCCAAUAAACACACAGCCUGCAGACCUGGACAGUUCAUCAAACAGCCUGGAGCAGAAUAUAUCGAUACCGACUGUGAGGACUGCAGUGAUAAUUCAUACUCUGAUGGCUCUUUCACAUCCUGUAAACCACACACAGACUGUAAAUCCAAAGGACUUCUAGCAGUUAAAGCUGGAGACAGAACAUCUGAUUCUGAAUGCAGUGCGGCCAAUCCUGUUACUACGGGCAGCAUUAAUAGCUGGAACAGUAUACUGAUAUUCCUUUUUCUGAUUGUGAACAAUUUCCUUUUAUGAAAUAAAUGUAAUCUUACUCUCCAGGUACUUUUUAUUGUUAUUAAUUACUGGUCUUAUAAUCAUAUUAAAAAAAAAAUCAUUUACAUUUAGCUUGACAAUAUAAUGACAUGUUUUAUCAGAGGCUAAUUCAUGUAUUUUCAGAUCAAUAACGACACGUUUUAGUGAUUAUGACCAUGUAAUUAGCUCCAUAAGAAUUGUUUCACUGAUAUGUUUUAUUAGAUUAAUAAUAUGUUGAUGUGGGCAAAUAGCUACAUGUUUUAUUGAUUACAACGUUAUAUUUGCGCCAGAGGCUUCGUCUUUUUUAAUGUAUUCUUCUGUCUUUGAAUUGCCUUGUGUCUGAAAUGUGGUAUAUAAACAGGGAUGGACAUAACUGGUACGCAAGUACGCAUUCACCUUUUAAAAGCGAUACGUGCGGCAAUCGAUUAAUGUAACAGCGCAUAUACGUAUGGGACACCUCUCCUUGGAUUGCCACCUUAUUGUGGUGGAGGGGUUUGCGUGCCUCAGUGACCCUGGGGGCUAUGUUGUCGGGGGCAAUAGCCCCUGGUAGGGUCUCCCAAAGCAAGAAGGUCCCAGGUAAGGGGCCAGACGAAGAGCAAUCCGAAAAAAAACCCUGAUUGUAUUAAGAGAACUUACAGGUGGCCCCAUAACUGGCCACGUCACCCCAGUAGCAUAGAAUUAAAGAAAUAUGUUGAAUGUUCCCCUGUCACUGUGAUGAUUUGGGAGGUUGUAAUUGUCCGACUUCAUUACUCACGAUUUGGUGGAGUACCUCCAACUCCACCUAGCAGACAUACAUAUGAGGUGAUUGAGGUGUGGAUUGAUUCUGACCGUGUGUGGACUAAUCUUCCUGAAAUUCAAGAUACUGGGAUACUUACUCUGUUUAAGGACACUUGUUCUGCUAUUUCUGAUCCAUGGGAUGCUAACCCUGUUCAAGGACAUUAACUUUGUUUUUAGGGCCUUUCCUGGGAAGAAAGGGUGGUCCAACAUGUGUUCCAACAUGUGUUUUAUACGUUAUCGAUUAGUGUGUGGACCGCUUAUUUAGUUCUCAGAAGAUGUUCUCAUGAGAAAGGGGAAGUUGAUCAAGGAUACCUGUCUAAUUACUUUUGAUUGAAACCAUAUCUAGCAGUUGGUGUGUGGGACACUGAUAUUAUCUAGAGGAAAGGGGAAUGUGUUGAUUAUGGGAACUUGUCUUUGUACUUUUCAUUUUAACCGCGAGCCGCAUUACCUGGACAAGGUUGGAAAUUUGUGAAUGCCUUGCCUGAGGGGAGGGGUGAGCCUGGCCAGCUCGUCCCCUGUCCACACAUAAUGCCAUUAGUAUAAAGGAAGGGGGAGAUCUUAGUGUUGGUUGGAGCUCAGCCGUGGGACAGAGCGUGCAUCGCCCGGCACUUUCUCGGGACUCACAUGUUGAUCUCCUACCAGUACUGAAACGGGCUCCCCAGUCUAAGAGUGAAGGUGGGUGAUGAUGGCACGUCCGAGUAUGAAUAGCUUUGCAGUGUUUGUGUACUGAUUUAAUCAUUAUUGGGAUUAAUUAUCAUUUUAUAAGAGUCACAAUAACAAUAAUAUUAAUUGGUACUUUCUACAUAUGGAUGUUUUAUUUUUAUAUAUACAUAUAAUCAGUUGUAUUGGCAGUUUGAUUAUUGUUUAUGAUUUAUAAUACCAUUUGAUUUUAAUGCAAGGUUAUUUUGUAUUACUUGUAAUAAAGCGUUAUUAGAAGCGAA
Molecule: messenger RNA, 2686 nt
Organism: Paramormyrops kingsleyae
Lineage: Eukaryota; Metazoa; Chordata; Actinopteri; Osteoglossiformes; Mormyridae
Source: RefSeq, a predicted model, not a curated record